AUGACGAGCCUUGUUUACAAUUUAGGAUUGAAAAAUGACUUUAUGGAGAUAGAACGGUGGGAAUUAGCUUCACCUGAUCGGGAAACAGCACAACAAACUUUGCAAAACAUUAAAGAUAUUGUUUGGAUAGUAGGAGCCAGUGGUAUUCGUUCAGCCAUCCAUAUAUGGAGUACUAAAACUUUUAAUUUACCAAAAAUUCCACGCUUGUAUCUUGAAAUGAUUUGUAAUUUAAAUGAUAUAGAAGAGAAUUCUGGUUCCUUAAAAUCAGCUUUAUCAUUAUUUUUCGAAGAUGAUUCUUUUUCAAUAUUAAACAAUCAAUAA
Molecule: messenger RNA, 321 nt
Organism: Entrophospora sp. SA101
Lineage: Eukaryota; Fungi; Glomeromycota; Glomeromycetes; Entrophosporales; Entrophosporaceae
Source: the annotation of a GenBank genome assembly